GCUGACAGCAGCAAAGGAAAGGAAAAGAAAAGAGAAGCCAAAUCAAUCAACAACGAUAUUGGAAGAACAAAAAAAGAAAUAAACAACAAAUUAAGACAAUAAAAAAUAAUCAAUAAAAAAAAGUUAAAAUAUUUGUGAUUAAUAGCGGCGUGCAGGCAUAAAUCAUGGAAAUGGAAUAUGAUGAAAGCGGCUGGCAGCAAGGCAGACCCAAGGGAGAAGAUGAGGAAAUGGCCGAAGAUAAUCCUCAAGAAACCAUACAGGAAUGUUUGGAAAAAUUUCUAACUCCAGACUACAUAAUGGAGCCGGGCAUAUUCACCCAAUUGAAAAGGUAUUUUCAAUCUGGUGGUUCACCGGAGGAAGUGAUUAUGAUGUUAUCCGAAAACUAUAAAGCGGUGGCUCAAAUGGCAAACCUUUUGGCUGAGUGGUUAAUUUUGGCCGGCGUAAAGGUCACCGAUGUUCAAGCUAUGGUGGAGAAUCAUUUGAAGGACAUGAUUUUGAAGACAUUCGAUCCCAAAAAGGCAGAUACGAUUUUCACCGAGGAAGGUGAAACACCAGAUUGGUUGACCGAAAUGAUAGAUCAUCCAACUUGGCGUUCAUUGAUUUAUCGUUUAGCUGAGGAAUAUCCCGAUUGUUUGAUGCUGAAUUUUACUAUAAAACUAAUUUCCGAUGCUGGCUUUCAAAGUGAAAUAACCUCAAUAUCCACAGCGGCCCAACAGAUUGAAGUCUUCUCUAGGGUAUUAAAGACCUCAAUAUCGAAAUUCCUUAGCAAUCCAGAAGAUAUACAAGGAGCCAUACAAGAGUGUGCCCGUAUGGUUUGUCAUGGCCAACAUACAUAUGUGUACUCACAGGUUUUGAUACAAGUGUUGAGUCAAGAGACCAAAGGUGGUUUUAAUAUGAAGAGAUUGUCGCAGGAAAUUACGAAAUAUGCCUUGCAAAACAACCAAAAUGUUACCCCCAUAACCAUGGCCUUGAAUGGUUCCGCCGCCUAUCCGCAGGCUUGUCAAGCCCUCUCUUCAAUGUUGUCACGAAACACUCUUAAUCCUGCUGAUAUCACUGUUCUAUAUCGUAAUUACUCUGGAGCUGAUCCACCACCUAUAGAUCUGAUAAGAAAUCCUCAAUUCCUAGAGUUGUUGGUUGACUCACUUUUUAAGGCUGGAGUAAAAAUAAAUCCUGAACAUAAGUCGAAGUAUAUAUUCCUGCUUGCCUAUGCAGCCUCUGUAGUAGAUACACCAGCAAAGAAAAGACCCCUGACGGAAAGAGUCCUCAACAAGGAGGAAUUAAAAAGUACAAUACAAGCCAUAGAAAAGGUUCAUGCCAUUUGUAAUGUCAACAAGGGAUCGACGGAACUGAUAGCUGAACUGCAAACUCUUUAUAAUUGCAUAAAAUUUCCCGUAGUAGGUGUUGGUGUUAUUCGCUGGAUAGAAAACACAGUUACGGAACCAUCAUAUUUUAAACUUUCCACAGACAGUUGCCCCACGCAUUUAGCCAUUCUAGACGAAGUGGCUGCUGUUCAUCCCACUUUACAUCAACAAAUCCUUAGUCUACUUAUACGCCUGUUCGAGUCCAAACAAGAUGAGCUGGAAAUUUUGGUACAAUUGGAAAUGAAAAAAAUGUUACUUGAUCGUAUGGUCAACUUGUUGACACGAGGAUGUGUUGUUCCUGUGGUUAAAUACAUCAAGCAAUGUUGGGGUAAAGGUGAUACAGAUAUAUCUUUGAUACGUUACUUUGUAACGGAAGUACUGGAGACCAUAACACAUCCAUAUUCAUCGGAAUUUGUGUUAUUAUUUCUGCCUAUGGUGGAGAAUGAGGAAAUCACGGGCACAAUGCGUGGUGAGGGUGACAAUGAUCCAGUAUCUGAAUUUAUUGUCCAUUGCAAAGCUCAUUAUACCACUGUGUAAUUGGAUUUUCCUUUAUUAGUUACAGAUUUCAAACAUUUUUUAUACAUACUUUAUUUAAUUUUCUAGUAUUUUUGGAAUAUUUCCUCUUUAACUGUAUUUAAAAAAAUGUAAAAUUUAUAUUUUACUACAUUUUUGUAAUAAAUUAGAAUUAUAUUCAAAUAAUGAAUAUAAAGAAAACCAA
Messenger RNA from Stomoxys calcitrans (stable fly), 2079 nucleotides. It is a transcript of the gene TH1, whose product is annotated as negative elongation factor D. Gene Ontology annotation, molecular function: RNA binding. The transcript has 5 exons. NCBI's taxonomy places the organism in Eukaryota, Metazoa, Arthropoda, Insecta, Diptera, Muscidae. The record is from RefSeq and is a predicted model, not a curated record. Gene Ontology annotation, biological process: negative regulation of transcription elongation by RNA polymerase II. Gene Ontology annotation, cellular component: NELF complex; nucleus. Bases 165 to 1898 code for a protein of 577 amino acids.